Molecule: messenger RNA, 792 nt
Organism: Sugiyamaella lignohabitans
Lineage: Eukaryota; Fungi; Ascomycota; Dipodascomycetes; Dipodascales; Trichomonascaceae
Gene: SEC14
Product: phosphatidylinositol/phosphatidylcholine transfer protein SEC14
Exons: 1
Coding region: 1-792 (263 amino acids)
Source: RefSeq, a predicted model, not a curated record
AUGUACAUCGCUUGCGAAAAAUGGAGAGAAGAAUUCGGCACAAAUACGAUUCUCGAGGAUUUCGUCUAUGAAGAAAAGCCCCAAGUGGCCAAAUACUACCCUCAAUACUAUCAUAAGACUGAUAAGGAUGGACGUCCUGUCUACAUCGAACAGUUGGGUGCUGUCAAGAUCUCGGAAAUGUACAAAAUCACGAGUCAAGAAAGAAUGCUUAAGAACCUUGUUUGGGAGUAUGAGGCUUUUGUUAGAUACAGACUUCCCGCCACAUCUCGUCAAAGAGGAUAUUUGGUCGAGACUUCGUGUACCAUUUUAGACUUGAAGGGAUGCUCUUUGAGCACAGCUUCUUCAGUUUACUCUUACUUACGUGAAGCGUCUGCCAUUGGCCAAAACUAUUAUCCUGAAAGAAUGGGUAAAUUCUACCUUUUAAAUGCUCCCUUUGGGUUUGCUACAGUGUUCAGCAUGAUCAAGGGAUUUUUAGAUCCUGUUACUGUUGAGAAGAUCCAUAUUCUCGGUUCAAAGUACCAAUCUGAACUUCUUUCUCAGAUUCCUGCUGAGAACUUACCUGCUAAGUUUGGUGGUAAGUCCGUUAGUGCUGGUAGUGUGGAGCUAGCUGAUGAUGGCCCUUGGCGUGAUAUGCAAUUUGUUGGACCCGAGGGUUUGGCUCCUAAGUCGUCAGUAAGUGUCCUCUCCUCCAUUGCCGGUACUCCUUCGCCAUCUUCUGCUGCAAGUUCUCGUCCCCCCAGUAGAGCUGCUUCUAUCUCAUCCAAGCGUUCUCAAAAGCUUCAACCCCAGUAA